CCUUACUCUGGGCAACCUAAGAAUUGAAAAGGCAAACACUCUUCUUGAGGUCAACAUUCCGCACACACUUAGGCGUGAAACAAGUACCAAAAGAAUUACCUUAACCCCUAUUGUCACCAACGGAAUUGAGCGUCAAUGGUGUCUCCGGAAACGUUCCGCUUCGGGACUUCUCCCCACAAUCCCCCCCACUCGGCAGCAACAAACCACUACCCGACCAAUUCUUCUAGACCUCGCACGACCUCGAUAUAAGAAAAAUCACACUGACUCCAGAUCAAACAAAUUCAUCCCAGUCUAAGUUAUCGCAAAAAUGACCGCCAAAGUCGCCCUCGUCACCGCCUCCAGCGCAGGCCUCGGCGCCGCCACAGUCAAAGCUCUAGCCUCGCACUUCCGCGUCGUGGUCAACUACAACUCCCGCAAAGAGAAAGCCGACCAGGUCAUCAGCGAAGCCAGCGCCAUCCCAGCCUCAUACAAACAUGACGGACCACGCUUCCACGCCAUCCAAGCCGACAUCUCGCAACGCAGCGAAAUCCAGCGCUUGGUGUCUGAAACUGUCAGCACAAUGGGCCGUCUAGACGUCGUAGUCAGCAACGCGGGCUGGACGCGCAUCACCAACUUUUUCGACAUAGAGCAACAAGUCAACGAGGACGACUGGGACAAGUGCUUCAACGUCAACGUCAAGGCCCACCUGUGGCUCCUUUACGCCGCGAAAGACCAUCUGGAAAAAUCCGUCGACGAACCCAAUGGGAUUGGAGGCGCGUUCAUCACUGUCGCGAGUCUCGCUGGCGUGAGACCGAGUGGAAGUUCUUUGCCGUAUGCGGUGACCAAGGCCGCGGAAAUCCAUAUGACGAAAGGUCUGGCGUUGAUCUGUGGGCGCAAAAUCCGGUGCAAUUCUGUCAGUCCCGGAUUGAUGAUGACCGAGUGGGGCCAAGGUUUUCCCGAGGCGAAGGUAAAGGCGACGACAGAUAAGUCUGCUCUAAAGUCGCUUGCUACGCCUGAAGAUGUGGCCGAGCAAAUUAGAACGAUUGUCCUAAGUAAGUCCAUGACCGGACAGAACGUUGUUAUGGACUGUGGUAUCGCCAUAUAGAAUAUCAUGGAAAUCUGCUCAGAAAUCUCU
Messenger RNA from Exophiala viscosa, 1114 nucleotides. RefSeq names its product short chain dehydrogenase. Lineage: Eukaryota; Fungi; Ascomycota; Eurotiomycetes; Chaetothyriales; Herpotrichiellaceae. Bases 308 to 1084 code for a protein of 258 amino acids. The record is from RefSeq and is a predicted model, not a curated record. The transcript is spliced from 2 exons.